Messenger RNA from Myxocyprinus asiaticus (Chinese sucker), 2548 nucleotides. RefSeq names its product cytochrome P450 4B1-like. Gene Ontology annotation, molecular function: iron ion binding; oxidoreductase activity, acting on paired donors, with incorporation or reduction of molecular oxygen; monooxygenase activity. Bases 80 to 1636 code for a protein of 518 amino acids. The record is from RefSeq and is a predicted model, not a curated record. The transcript is spliced from 12 exons. Lineage: Eukaryota; Metazoa; Chordata; Actinopteri; Cypriniformes; Catostomidae.
CAGCAGAAAGUUCGCCCCUCUCUCUCACUCGAGCACUUCCUAUUUGCUCCAACACGAACCGAAGCGGCUAGCUGUUGACAUGGAUCUCUACGAAUCUCUCCGACGCAUAACGCCGUUUUAUUCGGAAACAUUGUGCGUGUGCCAUAUGUUCGCACUCGCAUUUGUCCUGUAUGUUUUGUUAGCAGUUGUUAAAUUAAUGAUAAAGAGGAGGAGAGGGAUGCGAAAACUGCAGCCGUUUCCAGGACCACCUGCACACUGGCUCUUGGGACAUGUUAAAGAGUUUCACCAGGAUGGAACAGAUUUGGCAAAGAUUGUCAGGUGGGGUGAGCAGUAUCCCAUUGCCUUUCCACUGUGGUUUGGCCCGUCAGUCUGCUUUCUGAAUAUCCAUCACCCAUCUUAUGUGAAGACCCUUCUGGCAUCAACAGAACCAAAAGAUGACGUCUCAUAUACCUUUCUCGUCCCUUGGAUAGGGGAGGGCUUACUUGUGUCCGUUGGACAGAAAUGGUUUCGUCAUAGAAGACUCCUCACUCCUGGUUUCCAUUAUGAUGUUUUGAAGCCUUAUGUGAAUCUUAUUGCUGAUUCAACCAAAAUUAUGCUUGAUAAGUGGGAAGUUCAUGCUAAAUCAAAGGAGUCAUUUGAAUUGUUUCAUUAUGUAAGUCUCAUGACUCUGGACAGCAUCAUGAAAUGUGCAUUCAGCUGUAACAGUAACUGCCAGAUGGAGAGUGGAAGCAACCCAUACAUUAAGGCAGUGUAUGAGCUGUGUCACCUGGUGAACCUCAGGUUCCGCGUCUUUCCGUAUCACAGCAAGACCAUAUUUCAUCUCAGUCCACAUGGAUACAGAUUCAGGAAGGCAUCCAAAAUAGCACACAGUCAUACAGAGGAAGUUAUCAGAAAGAGGAAGGAAGUCUUGAAGAUUGAGAGAGAACAGAGCAUCGUUAAAAACAAACGAUAUUUGGACUUUUUGGAUAUUCUUCUGUCUGCCAGAGAUGAGCAGAAGCAGGGUUUGUCUGAUGAGGACAUCAGGGCUGAGGUGGACACAUUCAUGUUUGAAGGUCAUGACACUACAGCUAGUGGCAUAUCGUGGAUCUUUUACAGUAUGGCUUGUAACCCCGAUCACCAGCAGAGAUGCCGAGAGGAGAUCCUGCAAGCUCUGGAGGGCAAAGACAGCAUAGAGUGGGAGGACCUCAAUAAAAUCCCAUACACAACAAUGUGUAUUAAAGAAUCCCUGCGUCUUUAUCCUCCUGUGCCAGGAAUGUCACGAAAGUUGACUAAACCUAUGACUUUCUUUGAUGGACGGACUUUACCUGAAGGUUCUCUGGUUGGAGUCAGCGUUUAUGGAAUCCACAUGAAUGCCACAGUUUGGGAGAAUCCAUAUGUAUUUGACCCAUUGCGAUUUCUGCCUGAGAACUCUGCUGAGAGGUCACCGCAUGCCUUUGUGCCCUUCUCUGCUGGACCCAGAAACUGCAUUGGACAGAACUUUGCCAUGAAUGAGAUGAAGGUAGCGGUUGCGCUGACACUGAAGAGAUAUCACCUCAUUAAAGACCCAAAUCACACCCCAAAGAUGGUCCCUCAAAUAGUGCUCAGAUCCCUUAACGGAAUUUACCUCAAGAUCAAACCUGUAGAAACUGAGUCAUGAAAAGCCAGCUGUUUUAACAGUAUUUUACAACAGUAAUUUUUAUAUUUGUUGUUUUUAUAUUAAUGUUAAAUUUCUUUACUGUGGAGGGAAAAUUCACUAAGAAUGAACUGUGUCCGCUGAUAGUGUAGUUUAUUUGAAAGCUGUGUUGUUUAUAUUGCCCACAUUUAAAUUUUCAACAGAAAAUGUAACCCAAAUAUAUUUACCACCAGCUUUCCAUGGGCAGUAAAAACGUAACGUUAAUUAUACCAGGCAAAUAGCACUGAGUUUUGUGAAUAAGCCGCUAUUAAUUAUAAGUUUAAUAUGCAUGUAAAGGAGGCGUUUUUGAUCUGAAACAAAUGGAAAUGGCUUAAUUUAAGUACAGAGGGCUAUUUCAGCACUUUUAGCGUCUGGUUAAAAUAAUUUGCGGUUGUGGGCAUUAAUAAAUAAGAUACAGUUUUUUAUGGUGAAAUACCACACGCUAAAUUGGCGCAACUGUUAGUGAAUUUGCCUGUGAUUGUCUUGUAUUUGUGAAAUCAUUAGAAAUAUUUUCAAACCAAAAUUCAUCUCUAUUCAACUGGAUGUAUUAAAUGGAUAUUUUAUGUAAAUUAUGUAAUUUUUUUUUUUACAAAAAAUAAAACUAGAGCUCUAAUAUAUGGAAAGAAAAUCUGUGGAUCUGUAACUAGUGCAAAAGACGAUGAGGAAAGGUUUUAAAUAUUAAUGAGCCAGUUUAAGUAAAGCAGUGACUAUUUAUACGGUGUUAAAAAAUGUAGAUGAUAUUUACUGGGUAUAGUGAUAGAUAGUGCCAGUGCCGGUCCUACCCUAUUUGGCACCCUAGGCGAGACCCUCCAGUCAAACCCCUCUCACUGGCAAACGAUUGAAUGCAGUUGCAGGUUUUGUUUCAAUUAAUUGUAAGUAAAUAUCCUCUUCAUUCAA